AGUCUCUAUUUCACUUUUCAUUGCUGAUGAUCAGUAUCACUCACCCGGUUUGCUUCCAAGUGAGCGCUGUAGCAUUUAAAGCUUUUAGAGUUUCCUGAAGUUCGUUGUACCAUUUACAUCUCGCCAUCAUGCCAAUUGAGGUCGGACAAUCGCUGCCUGCCAUUGAGGUGCAGGAAAAUGACCCAGGCAACAAGGUGUCCAUGGACCAGCUCUUCAAGGGGAAGAAGGGGGUGCUUUUUGCUGUCCCCGGGGCCUUCACCCCUGGGUGUACUAAGACACACCUCCCUGGGAUCGUGGCGCAGUCAGCGGAGCUGCAGCGCAAGGGGUUCGCGGAGGUGGCCUGCAUUUCCGUGAAUGACGUCUUUGUCAUGGCUGCCUGGGGAAAGGAGCAAGGGGCCGAGGGCAAGGUCCGAAUGCUAGCCGAUCCUACAGGAGCCUUCACUAAGGCAGUUGAUCUGCUGCUGGCUGAUGAUCAUCUAUUCGAGGUUCUGGGGAACCAGAGAUCCAAAAGGUAUGCGAUGGUGGUGGAAGAUGGCGUUGUGAAAAAAAUAAACGUGGAACCUGACGGCACAGGCCUUACGUGCAGCCUGGCCUCCAACAUCCUCGCUGAAAUAGUGUAAACAAGUUUAGACAAGUUUGUAUCUUGUAGUAAUUCCAGCUUUCCUAUCAGUUACUCUAUAAUUUCCUGUUUUCAUCUGUCUUUUCAGUGAGUUGACUUUGGGUCCUGUGAGAACAGGCAUAUGUAAACAUUACGCACAACUAACCUUGAUAAACCAGUAUGUUGACAAACUGGUUUUUGCCAGGAUGACCAUUGGAGCACUUAAAGACCGGUCAAUCUCACAUUAGCUUUGAGGAAUUCCUGCACUGUGAGUCUCCUUUUGUUACUGUAAAUGCAGUGUUUUUCAUUGUUGAUCCUAAGACAUUCACUCAAUACGCACAAAGUAAAAUUCUAACUAAGCAAUUGA
This is a messenger RNA of Brienomyrus brachyistius, 965 nucleotides long. It is a transcript of the gene prdx5, whose product is annotated as peroxiredoxin 5. Gene Ontology annotation, cellular component: cytoplasm; mitochondrion; peroxisome. The coding region runs from base 129 to 620 and encodes 163 amino acids. NCBI's taxonomy places the organism in Eukaryota, Metazoa, Chordata, Actinopteri, Osteoglossiformes, Mormyridae. The transcript has 6 exons. Gene Ontology annotation, biological process: cell redox homeostasis; cellular response to oxidative stress; hydrogen peroxide catabolic process. Gene Ontology annotation, molecular function: thioredoxin peroxidase activity. The record is from RefSeq and is a predicted model, not a curated record.